Tigriopus californicus is the source of this 1122-nucleotide messenger RNA. Its product is annotated as beta-1,4-galactosyltransferase 1-like. Gene Ontology annotation, biological process: carbohydrate metabolic process; glycosphingolipid biosynthetic process. Bases 96 to 1070 code for a protein of 324 amino acids. The record is from RefSeq and is a predicted model, not a curated record. Lineage: Eukaryota; Metazoa; Arthropoda; Copepoda; Harpacticoida; Harpacticidae. The transcript has 2 exons. Gene Ontology annotation, molecular function: N-acetyl-beta-glucosaminyl-derivative 4-beta-N-acetylgalactosaminyltransferase activity.
CCUAGAGGGCUAUUCCAAUUCAAAACAAAGGAAAUCAUGGUGGCAUUUAUGAUGCUAUUCCUUUGAUGCUAUUCCUUUAAACAUCUUUGGGUGGCAUGAGAUACUACAAAUGUCUCAAGGAUCUCGGUGUCAAUCCGUGGCCUUAUUUGGGCUUGGGUCUCACAUUGAUCGUCUUUAUCCACCCUGGCCGUUUUUCGGUGAGCUUUGACCAUCAUGUGAUUCAGGAGGAGGAUCUCAUCCCAUCUUUGGUUGCCUUGCCCGAUGAGGGCCAAGUUCAAUCCAAAUGCCCACUCAAUCUGGAGCAUCUCGCUCAUCCUGGCUUCAAGUCCUUCCCUGUUGAGCAAGGAGGGGGCUGGAAUCCUCCAGACUGUAUCCCGCGAUUUCAUUCAGUUCUGGUCAUUCCCUAUCGAGAUCGUCCGGAAAAUCUCCAGCAGUUUCUGGCAUUUAUGCAUCCUUUCUUACAACGUCAGAACUUGUCUUACGAUAUAUUUGUCAUCGAGCAAGCGCCGGGCAUGGCCUUCAAUCGGGCCAAAUUAUUCAACAUCGGGUUCCGAGAGGCCUUGAAAGCCACAUCCGAGGCUUAUUGCUUCAUUUUCCACGACGUCGAUCUCUUACCCAUGGAUCGUCGAAAUAUUUAUGCUUGCACGAGACAACCUCGACACAUGACCUCUCAUUUGGACAAGUUCCGAUACAACUUACCCUAUCCCCAGUUAUUUGGAGGAGGUAUUGCCAUACUUAAAGACCAGUUCCAGGCUGUGAAUGGAUUCUCCAAUCGUUUCUUCGGUUGGGGUGGCGAGGACGAUGAUCUGAGCCAGAAUCGGGUGUUGGCCUCGGGUUAUCAGAUCUGUCGUUUUCCAUCGGACAUCAAUCGCUAUCAGAUGUUGUCACAUAGACCAGCCCCCAGGAUGGCGGACAAUUAUCGGAAAUUCAAGGCGGCAGGUGGAUCCGAUCACGAUGGAAUGAUCUUAUCGCGAGACGGUCUGAGCGAUCUCAUGUAUACGGUCUUGGCUCGAACUAGAGAGGAGUUGUACACCAAAAUCCUGGUCGACCUGUCCACAUCAAUGCAAUAAUGCAGUAUUUAAUAUAUAUAUAUACAUACAUAUAUACUCUCAAUCGCUACUA